This is a messenger RNA of Anoplophora glabripennis (Asian longhorned beetle), 5848 nucleotides long. RefSeq lists its product as uncharacterized. Gene Ontology annotation, molecular function: RNA polymerase II complex binding; mRNA binding. The transcript is spliced from 13 exons. NCBI's taxonomy places the organism in Eukaryota, Metazoa, Arthropoda, Insecta, Coleoptera, Cerambycidae. Gene Ontology annotation, cellular component: mRNA cleavage factor complex; cytoplasm. Gene Ontology annotation, biological process: termination of RNA polymerase II transcription. The record is from RefSeq and is a predicted model, not a curated record. Bases 399 to 5486 code for a protein of 1695 amino acids.
UACCUACCUUGAUUAUGAAUAUUUCAGAUUUAAACAGGUUGAAAGAGUUUUGGCAAUUAAUUAUAUUAAAUACUAAUUCUAAUUAAUGACAAGGGUGUAUUUACUGGUUUAGUUUGUAUCUGUUCGUAUUCUACCGUUUUUCAUUUCUUGGUAACAGUAUCACGUCAACAUACGAAGUGCGUCGUGUGCGUCGUCGUGAUCGACCUACGGUGUGCGCCUGCUCAAACGAGAGAAAACAAACGAAAAUCGCCAUAUUGUGUGAAGUUUGGUGAGUGUUGUGUGUAAAAAAAUUAUUAUCUACAGGAAAGUGGUGCAAUAUCUUGAAAAAUCAUAUCCUGUUUUAUAUAUUUCAAGAAUGAACUUGCUUAUUUUACUUUAGGGGGAAGAACUGUUUAACAAUGACAACCGAAGAGGAAAUUAAAGCCGAAUAUGCUUCUAGUUUAGCUGACUUGACAUUUAAUAGCAAGCCUCUGAUAAACGUGCUUACCAUGUUAGCAGAUGAAAAUUCUCCAAAUGCGAAAGUUAUUGUAGAAGCUAUUGAAACGCAUCUGUCAAAGGUUGCUACUGACAUCAAGCUCACUAUUCUGUACCUUAUCGACUGUAUCGUGAAGAACGUUGGUGGAACAUAUACUACUCUCUUCAGUCAAAAUAUCGUUUCUACGUUCUGUGGCGUAUUUAAAGCAGUGGAUGAGAGGACUCGCGCAGAGAUGUUCAAGUUACGACAAACUUGGAAUGAUGUUUUCCCCCAGAAGAAAUUAUACGCUAUCGAUGUACAAAUCAAUCUCUUAGAUCCAGCAUGGCCUGUAACUGCUAAGCCGCCGUCCAAUAGUAUACAUUUCAAUCCAAAAUUCCUUAAAACAACGACGACUACGUCAAAACCAAAAAUAAACUCCAGUGAUUCCACGCCAAUUAUAACGUCUACUACAGUACCAGGAAACGUCGAUAAAGAAACUCUCCUGAUGCAGGAGAAAUUAAUACAGAAACAAAAGGAAUUGCUCGAGCUGCAACAGAAAAAAUUGGAAUUAGAAGUUCUUCAAACUCAAGUGAAGUUACAAGAACAGAUAAAAAAUAAAGGACCCGCCAUAUCUCUCCCUACUAGGCCUCAGAACAUUCUUUUGAAACCAGAAGUCGCCGAACAGCUGGUGCCGUCAGCUAUAAAAAGUAAACCUAUGGGAAUUGUAAGUAGCAGAUGUAACUUUGUCCAUCGUAUUCUGAUCAAAUUUGAUUUGCAGAACUCCACUUUAAUGCAACAGAAAAUUCAAAGUAAUGGUCCGAGGAUCAAUCCAGUCAGCACUGCUUUAGUGUCGGCAGUUCGGCCAAUCAGAGAUCCAAGACUUCUUAGGCAGCAGCAAAAAGCAGAUAACAGUAAUUCUAAUAAUCCUCUAGACCAACAAAAGACUACAGUGUUAGCAAAUAAUAAAAUUGUUACAAAUAAAAUGGGCAUUCGUAAAAUUCGCAACGACCCCCGAUUAAUUAAUAAAGAUGAUAACUUUCCCCAAAAAAUUGAUACCACUAAAACCAAUAACCUUAGUAAAUCCCGUAAUUCCGAUUUAGUGCAAAAAUCACACAAAACACCCCGUUCCACCUCUAAAAGUAGUUCAGAUUCAGUUUCCAGCAAAUCUAGUUCUAGUAGUAGCUUAGAUUCUCCCAUCAAAAGUAAGGGUGAAAAAAAAUCACCUGUAAAACACAAAAAGAGAGAUAAAAGUGAUGAGAAAAAAAUUUUCAGUAAAGAUGACAAACGUGAUAAAGUGCAAAAAAGUGAUAGUCCUACAACUACUUUUAAAGGUGUUAAAACUUCAACAAAAAACAGAAAUUAUGUUCGACGCAACUUGGCAGCCAUCAGUCCCGAGCCACCACACGAUGAGGAUCUGCGGUCUUUAGGGCCACCUGAAAAGCAACCCCGUUUACAAGGUGACUCAUCUGAUGAUCAAAGUAAUGUCGUUUCUACGACCAAGGGUAUGGACACAGAUUUACGUCUAUUGCCAGCAGUUAUUGGAAAGAAAAGAUCGUCCAUCGACUCCGAUGAUCAGAGUCCUGUGAAAAGGAGUAAGAUAGAAGUAUUUGAUAAAUUAUUUGGUGAUGAAGAUACAGAUCUACGUCAACUAUCGAUUAAUAACGAUAGACCUCCCACUCCUCCGCCUCCAAUUAUUUCUUCGAGCGAUUGCACUAAAGAAAAGAGCGAAUCUCCUAAAAGUAAUUUGGAUGCCGUCCGGGCGAAGUUGGCGAACGCUACAAACAGGGAUAAAAUUAUGGCAAAGUCAUUUAAUAAGAAGAGGAUGGCUGUAUUAAAAGACCAAGAUUUACGGGUUGCGAAGGUAUCAUCAACCACCGAUAUGCCCAACAAAAUAAUAAUCUCUCCUGAGGACGAGAGUAGCAUUAAAUCGGGUACUCUAACAAAAGAACAAGAGACCAAUCUUCUUAACAAAAUCAUCAUGCAAAUAGAAAAGAACAAGCUUAAAGAGGCCCAGAAGAAGGACCACGAGGAAUCCUUUAAUAUAUCUCUUCAACCAAUAAGUGACGACGAGUUGGUAGAUAGCGACGAGGAGAAAAAUGCUACCAAGGAAGCCGUAGAAGAAACGACUGAAGUAAACGACAGUAACGUAAUACCGUUUAAUGAUAAAGACGAACGGGUUCGUCCACAACUGCAGCAGCAGUCUGACUUCGUCCACUCGUCGUUCCCUCCGAGGGAUAUAAGGAGGCCCCUUCCCCCGCCUAGCUGGCGGGGUGGAAAUCGAGGCGGUAGGCGUUACUGGGACAACCAUCCGGGCAAUUACCCAAGGAUGCCAGGCAGGCCAUGGAACCAUCCCAAUUCGUGGAGGAAUGCACAGUCUAAUUUCCCCGGUCCCAGAGAGUUUCCUGUCCAUGAUAAGGAAGAAGAGAUAUCCGAAGGUCCCGAUGCAUCUGAGGAUCAGCUCACCAAUGGGGCAGUCAAUCAAGACGAAAUUAAAACGAUCAAUAUUGACGGUGUUCCGAAGGACAUCAGGUUUUACGAUGAAACAGCCAUAGCCUUCAUAAGCUGGGACAAUCCGAGGGAGAUUUCUUUCCAAGACGGUACGAGGCGGGUCACUUUCAACAACACCGAAUCAUAUCUACUAGGGUUCAAUAAGCCUUACCAGGAGGUUCUCAUAAAUGGUUCGCCGCAUCUCGUUAGGUUGGGUGCUCCGAGUAGAGAAAUAUAUAUAGAUCACGUUCCGUACGAGUGUUAUUUCGGCAGUGUGGGUAUACGUAUAGUGUUGAAUGGUGCCAGCACGACAGUUAAGUUGGAAGGACCACCCCCUCAAGUAAAAAUAGGUGAAAAUAUGAGGACUGACCUUGUGGCCGGUAAAAUUAAUCUUUUCAUUAAUGCUCAGAUUGUUGUUCCUGUGUUCCUUGAUGCUAAAGUUCAAAAAUUUAUUAUUGAAGGUGAAACCAGUACAUUAAAAUUUGUAAAUGCAUUAGAAACUGUUUUAAUAAAUGAUGUACCUCUUUCUGUUGAAUAUGGUGGUCUCCCUAAACCUGUAUUUAUCCAUGGCAAAAAACAAUAUAUCAGAUUUUCAGUAUUACCCAAAGGUAUUAAGCCCGGCCACGUCGUCAUUAAAGAUAUGGAAGGCCAGGGCAGUGAUAAUCUUAAGUUCGACGAAAGCAGCCAAGACAGUUUAUCAGCGGUGGACCCCAACGAACCAGCGCUGCCCGUGGUUGCCAGGCCGAAGCAGCUUGUGGGUGGCGACUCUCCCGACAGGAAUUCCAAUUCUCCAAAUUUCAUACAAAACAUGUUGCAACAGCAGAAUCUAAAUAACUUAGAUCUGUUGUCAAAUGUGAUGACACCAACCUUGGGGCCUAUUUCUACUGGAGGAUAUGAAAUUGAGAACAUUCCGCAAGAAAGCACUCAGUCGACAAAUAUACCGCAAGUCACUGCUCCUGUACUUCCCCCAUCAUUGAACAUCAACGAUUUAUUCCAAAAAUUAGUAGCGUCUGGUUUCGUUACAUCCGGAAAGGAACAGAAAUCCCUGGUAGCUCCUACUGUUAUUCAGAAAGCAAAUGGAUCGGACACCAGGGAAACAAACAAAACCUUCGGGGAAACUUCUAGUAAUUCUAACCAAGCGUUACCAGUUAAGCCAUUGAAGAGAAAUCUGCAUGACAACCUUAAAUUAAUCACUUUUGCAAAACCAGAAACAUUGAAAAUACGGCAGGGUAAUUUAUAUAGUAUGCUAUAUUCCGGUAUGCAGUGUAGCAGUUGCGGUAUGAGAUUCUCGCCAGAGGCGAGCAUGCAAUAUAGCCAACAUCUCGAUUGGCAUUUCAGACAGAACCGUAAAGGAAAGAGGAACACCCGAGUAGCCGCCAGUAGAAAAUGGUACUAUUCCUUAUCCGACUGGAAAAACUACGAGGAAUUUGAGGAUUUGGAGGAAAGAGAGAAAAAUUACUUCGAUCAACAGCAACAAGCAGAGAACGGUGGUGAAGAAGGAGAAGAGGAGGUGGAAAUACCAAGUGUUCCGGCUGAUCCUGAAAGCACUGAUGAAUGUUGCGAAGUUUGCCACGAGAAGUUUGAUCAGUUCUUCAAUGAAGAAAAGGAAGAGUGGCAUCUAAGGAAUGCAGUAAGGGUAGAUGAUAAAACUUAUCACCCUAUUUGUUAUGAAGACUUCCAACAAUCGUUCGUUGAACAAAGCGCAGACGAAAGCAAACUGGAAGAAUCCAAAGAGGAAAAAACGGAAGAACUGACUAUUCCUGGACUGGAAAUCGUUAUUGAUGACGAUGAAGAAGAAUCUCAGAACAAUUCCGAAGAGCCUACAGAGGUUGUUUCAGUGGAGAGUGACGAAUCUAAACUACAACCGGAAGAAGCCAAGGAAGAGAGCCAGGAUGUACCAGAGGAAGACGAUGAUGACGUCAUUCUAAAUGAAGUCGCACCCAUAAAAAUUGUAGUGGACGAUGACGACGAUGAUCUCAAAGACGAACCAUCUACCAGUGAAGACGUCAAGGUCAAGGAAGAGAAGUUGGAUGAUGGAUUCGUGGAAGUAGCGGGACUCGUCAGUUUACAGAAUGGAGGGCAAAUUAAAAUAAAAGCAGAACCAGUUGAUCCAGAUGAAUUAGCAAUGAAUUCCGAAAAGAAUACAUCAACCACAGACGUAGAAGAAAAAGAGCCCGACAAGCAACCCGUAGAUGAGCAACCCUCCCAAUUUUUGCCUAGCCAUUCAGAAGUAAUUACUUCAAUAGACGGGAACAUGGAGAUUGUGAGUAGUACCCCUUCUGCGGUGCCCACCAGUGGUAUGAGUGGUAAUAAGAUAAAAAUAAACAUUAGUAAACCGUUGCCUGUGAUACCCGCUAAGGAAAAGGACAAUAAGAGUGAAAGCGAAUUCCCUACCGCCACUUAUAUCGAUCCCUCCGAACCUUUCCCACCUGGCGAGGAGCCCGAACCUGUUUCCAUAAAGCCAGCUCUUCAAGGCGUGAAACUUAAAAAAUUGCCUGCCGUAAAAAGAGGUACGGAACUGUCUGGUUUAUGCUCGAUAAUGUGAUUUAUUGGUAUCGCUUUGUAAAUAGUAGUGUUAAAAAUGUACAUAUUACCAAAGACAGAAUAAUAAUGUAUAUAUUUUCCAUAAAAUAUAUUGUGUAAUUUAAUUGUUGUGUUUAUCAACACAUACUUUUUACUACAUUGAUUUUGUUUCAACUGGUUUUCUUUAUUCUAUAAAGAAUUGUUGUUAAUGAUUUUGUUGGAAAUAAAUAUUUUUUUAAAAUCUGUGUGUAUAUUUUGUGAAAUUCCAGUGGUUCAUAUUCAUUUAGUGCAAAUUAUAUAUUUAUGUAGCUAUGGGAGUUAUUGUUAAUCAAGUUCUUUAGCCAUUAAUUGUACAUAUAUAGCACAAAGGAAAAUAAAUUAAUU